AUGGCUUCUGCAGAUCUUAUUACUUCAAUUCUCAAAGAGAACCUCUACGAGAUCUUUGGUUCUCCAUCCCACGAAGAUCGUUUACAGAAUCUUGCGCGCCUCUGGAACCCCGACGCCCUUUUUAUCGACCCUUUCGGUGUCUUUAAGACUCAUGAGGAGGUAUCCAACGCUAUUUCCGGGUUGCAGCAGGAAGGCUGGGUGUUCACGGAAUUGAGCGAAGUACAGGUAACAUCCCCACCAGGGAGCGAGAUUGGAGUCGCGAGAUUGCGUUGGGGUUAUGGAAAGGCAAGCCAAGAGCCGGAGCUGACAGGGCUAGAUGUUAUUUCUGUGAAAGACGGAAAGGUUGAAAGAUUGUACACCUUUUUAGAUAGCAAGUCGGGCAACUGA
Molecule: messenger RNA, 387 nt
Organism: Orbilia oligospora ATCC 24927
Lineage: Eukaryota; Fungi; Ascomycota; Orbiliomycetes; Orbiliales; Orbiliaceae
Exons: 2
Coding region: 1-387 (128 amino acids)
Source: RefSeq, a predicted model, not a curated record